Messenger RNA from Labrus bergylta (ballan wrasse), 2583 nucleotides. The record is from RefSeq and is a predicted model, not a curated record. Lineage: Eukaryota; Metazoa; Chordata; Actinopteri; Labriformes; Labridae.
AUUGUUCUUCUUACAUGUGCGUUUUUGUUUGGCAGAAAUGGCUCUUUGACUCCAGCCAAAACAUUGCCAAAUCCCAUCAUGGCUGUCUGUCUCGUCUUUCUACUCAGCAGUCUUGGCCUUGCUAUUACUGCUCAAGCUCAAGACUGUCCCAAGCCUGUUCCAGGACCCAACAUGAAUUUAAAGGGCAAUGACAUAGUUUUGCAAGAAUUCCCAGAUGGGACCAAAGUGACUUUUACCUGUGAAGUUGGCUACCAGUCUGGAGGGUCUGGAGGGUCUGGAGUCAGUACUUGUUCUGCUGGGAAUUGGAGUCUUGUGAUGCUGCAAUGCGAGAGGAAAAACUGUGGUGCACUUGAAGCUGUAAUAAAUGGUGACAUAACUUACCCUACGUCAACCCUGUUUGGUGAUACAGCGGUGGUAACUUGCAACGCUGGAUACAGACGGGUUGGUCGAGAGACAAUCCGCUGUGGAGACGCAGGUUGGUUGGACAGGUUGCCUGAAUGUGAAGUGUCUAAGUGUGGUCCACCACCUGCGAUAGCUGAUGGCACAUUCUAUCCAGAAAAAGAAGAGUAUGAAUACAGCGAAGUUGUGCGUUACACCUGUCAGAAGGAUUUAACUCUCAAUGGAUCCAAAUCAGUCUCCUGUUCAGAAGAUGGAACAUUUACACCUGCAGCUCCAACAUGUAUAAAUGUUCAAUGUGAAGCCCCAAAUAUCGACAAUGCCGACUUUACUUCAGGUUCUCGGUAUCCUCACAAAUACAAAGCUACAGUGACUCAUCAGUGCAGAACUGGAUAUAGGAUGAUAGGACAAAGUACCUCUGUAUGUGAAAUAGAUGGCCAGUGGUCACCUAAACUUCUGGAAUGUAAACAAUUGCCCACCCCAACUACGACAGACAAGCCAGAUGGAAAUAAAGGUGAUGGUGAUGGAGGGACAGACAACGGUGGAAGCAGCACUGGUGAAACUGUGGGGAUUAUUAUUGGAUGUGUUGCAGGUCUCUUCCUGGUCGUUCUUGCAAUCUAUUAUUUCAAGAAAAAGAAAAAGGCAGGCUUUCAGAAAGGCACUGCUGAAAAUGAGACUACAGGUGACGGAAACUCUGUGGAGCUCCAGAGUGGUAAGCACAGCGCUGCUGUUGGUACAACAUUACUGAAUGAGAAAACGUCUGAUUAAGAAGAGGAUCGUCACUGGACUAGUCAUCGAAUGUAUUUGUGCCGUCCAUGUCCAUGUUGAUUGCGCAGGCUCAUUGAAAGUGUUUCCGCAGAAAGUCUGAGAUUAUGAAUUCUCAGCAGAACAAGCUCAAGCCUUAGCAAAUGCUCGAGGGGGGCUUCUCUGAUCUUUUACAUUUUAGCACGUCGCUCAAAACGCCUUAGUUUUAGUCUUGUAUAUUUCAAUAGAGCGAUGCCUUGUAAGCUCUCUACAUCAUCAUAACAGUUUUUCAUUGUCAGUAAUUAUGAAGGAGUGAGGACCUCAUGGCCCGGUUGUUCAAAAGUUAUCUGUUUGGACCAGAACUUGAAAUCGGGUUGUCCAAAGGUUAUUAGAUAAGAUCAAGUGAUCAAAUCCUGUCUUUUUAUCCGGAUCAAACCCCGAGCUUGAGUUCUUCAAAACUCUGAAGAAGGAUCAAGAUUACUUUUGAUCACAUAAAAUCUGUAUUAUCCUGAUUCCAGCAGAGGUCUAAAAAAACCAUAACAUUUGUCAAACAACACAAUGUUCUUAGAGGGGAGUGGAUAUUUGAAGACAUUAUUGAAACUAUAAAAGUAUAUCCAGAACAGCUUGAUCCAAUACUGUUUUCCUUUGAGGAAAAAACUGGACAAACCUGAGUUAGUUCUGGAAAAAUGGAUUUCCAAGCCCAGCUCAUUUUAAUCUGGAUUGAACCUUUUGAUCAACCGGGCCCAAUAUUAUUAAAGAGACAUAUACUUGCACUAAAGCACGCAGAUCAGCUCAGCUUUGCCAAUACUGCACAUUUACAUGAUGACUUAAAAGAAGAAAAAUCUGAAAAGAAUUGCAAUACAGCUGGCUUGAAGCCGAUCAAUCCUCUAGUCUUAUACAUACAGAGAUAACAGAUGAGCACUGUGCCUGAGCAUAAGGGAUGUUCAACACGCCUUAAUGAAGAAACUGUGUAAAUUGUCCCGACAGUUCUUGUGGUAAUAGAGGCUUUAAUGUUAGCCUACUUUAGUUUUUUUUGCAGAAGAGUUAGUGUUGUCAAAUACCAGGACUUCAUGUUUGUGCCCUGUAGAUUCACUUGAUUACGUUUUCACUGGGAGAAAAAAAUCAAAGGUUGUUGUGUUUCAUUGUUCCAAAUUAGAUGUGUUUGUAUUCCAGAGUUUCAGUUUCAGAAAAAAGUGGAGGGAUAUUUAAAGUGUUGUUUUGUGUCUGUAUUUACAUAAUGUUGUUCAGAAAAAGAUCUCGGACAUGUUUGCACUCGCCCGGCUUUUAAUCUUUAUUUAUUAUUAAACUUAAGUUUGAAUUAGAAAAUCUCAUUGAACAGUUUUUGUAUUGUUUAGAGGCAGGGGAAAAAAAACUCCUGGCUCUACAAAAAUAUUGGCUCUACUUUUUGUAAUCGAUUAAUGAAAUAAAACAAAACCAAAAUAA